GAUGUCUGCAGAAAGAUGGCUAGCUAUUUGUCAUCCUCUAAAAUCGAGAAACGCUAUCACUUUAUCCAGAACCAAAGUUGUUAUAGUUGUAGUUUUCGCUAUUUCCGUACUCUUCAAUAUACCAGUUUAUUGGCGAUAUAAGAUGAAAACGACAGUAGAGUGUGGUCGAAGUAUGGUAACUGUUGCAGAGGCGAAGAUCAUAAGCGACAAAUUUGAACAUUCCUACCGGAUUGCCUGGGCAGUUUUUGGUAAUAUUUUCCCGUUGUUGCUGCUCCUAUUGUUUAACGGCGCUUUGAUGCGUCAAAUCCAUAAAUCAUACGCGAUGAGGAGAUUAAUGAAGAACAUGACUGGGAAACGGCAAUCGGAGAGUGACGCUAGUAGACGUAUUACACUGACGCUUGUUUCAAUCGUCGUCAUGUUCUUCAUUCUCGUUGCUCCAAGUGAUGUUGCUAAGCAUGUCACACUGCUUGUCGAAGAAGAACUGACAAUGAACUUUACAUACAAAACUAUCGAAUUGAUUACUAACGUCAUGCAGACUAUCAACUUUUCCGCCAACUUUGUUCUCUAUUGCAUCAUUAACCCGUCUUUCCGAAGAAGUAUGACAUCAAGAUUCGGUUGCCGAGAAUUCGAAACGUCAGAGAUGGCUCCAACUUCUUUUAGGAUGUAUAAUACCAAUCCGAGGUCAAGGUCGACUCGUAGCCUUCUUGACUAA
Molecule: messenger RNA, 712 nt
Organism: Dimorphilus gyrociliatus
Lineage: Eukaryota; Metazoa; Annelida; Polychaeta; Dinophilidae
Source: the annotation of a GenBank genome assembly